AUGUUAAGAUUGAAGGUAGAAAAAUUUAUGUCUCAAAAAAGAAAAUUUGAAAGAGAACAAUAAUUUUUAAUCAGUAGACAACUCUAUAUCAAAAAGAUAGAAAAUAAUGAUUGUUUUAAAUUUUUGGAGGAUUUAGAUUAAAUUAAAUUUGAAUAAGUGGAGCAAUAUUUCUCAAAAUUGAUUGAAAAUUCAUUUGAAAUUUUAAAGUAAGGCUUUAUUUCUAAACUUUCCCUUCUAUUUAGUACAAACUAUAAUUUAAUUAUAAAACACUUCAACAUUUUAAUACCUGCUCUUGUUAUAUUAUGUAAAUAAUCAGAAUGUAUUUAAAUAUAGCAAGAGCAGCUUGAAGCUUUUCCUUUCUUUUUAGAAGUUAUUAAACUUUAAGAUAUAGAAUUAAUUGACUUGGCUAUAGAAGGAUUGGUUAGUUUAUCUUAGUAUAAAUUUGCAAAAUUUGAUUCAUAAGAACUUAUUUAUAAUUUAGUUGAUUUGAUAAAUUUAUAAGAUUCUAAUAUUAAUAUAGCAUAGAUUUUUGCUUUGAUUUUAUAAUGGUAAGAAAUCAAAAUUCACAACAAACAAAUGAUUGAUUUAUUAUUUACUUCAAGAUUUCAAGCAUCUAUUAUAUAUUAUUUAAAUAUAGAUUGCUAUACAAUUAUAAAAUUUCUACUUAAAUUAUUAGAAAAAAAUUUCGAUUUGAGUUUUAUUAUUGAUACUGAAUUUUUACAAACAAUUACAAGAUUAUGUGAGAACGCCAAUGAUAAUAGAAAGAUUUAAGUAUCUUAAUAUCUAAAAAUAGGUAUUUUAUUUCAUGAAGCAUUUAUUAUCUUAAAAUUCAAAUGCUAUGUAAUAGAUCGAUUAUAGUCCUCUAAUUCUUUAAGCUUAAAAAAUGAAGAACGAAGAAAAUUCAUAUAAUUUUUUAAUUGAUUAAGUUUUAAAUUUGUUAAGCCUUUAGAGUUCUUUAGUAAAAAAAUAGAAACCUAUUGAAAUUCUCAAAGAAUUAUGA
This is a messenger RNA of Paramecium sonneborni, 1000 nucleotides long. Lineage: Eukaryota; Ciliophora; Oligohymenophorea; Peniculida; Parameciidae. The record is from the annotation of a GenBank genome assembly.